AUGGUCUGCCCCGUCUGCCAGAAGCCCUUCAAGCACCUGUCGGAGCUGUCGCGGCACGAGCGCAUCCACACGGGCGAGAAGCCGUACAAGUGCACGCUGUGUGACAAGAGCUUCAGCCAGUCGUCCCACCUCGUGCACCACAAGCGCACGCACAGCUCCGAGCGGCCCUACAAGUGCGCCGUGUGCGAGAAGACCUUCAAGCACCGCUCGCACCUGGUGCGCCACAUGUACGCGCACUCGGGCGAGCACCACCUGUUCCGCUGCAACGUGUGCGAGCUGCACUUCAAGGAGUCGUCGGAGCUGCUGCAGCACCCGUGCACGCCCAGCGGCGAGCGGCCCUUCCGCUGCGGCGAGUGCCAGAAGGCCUUCAAGCGGCCCUCGGACCUGCGGCAGCACGAGCGCACGCACAGCGCCGAGCGGCCCUUCAAGUGCGACCUGUGUCCCAUGGGCUUCAAGCAGCAGUACGCGCUCAUGCGGCACCGGCGCACGCACAAGACCGAGGAGCCCUUCAAGUGCGGCCUGUGCGAGAAGGGCUUCGGGCAGCCCAGCCACCUGCUCUACCACCAGCACGUGCACACCCUCGAGACCCUUUUCAAGUGCCCCGUGUGCCAGAAGGGCUUCGACCAGUCGGCCGAGCUGCUGCGGCACAAGUGCCUGCCGAGCGCCCCCGAGCGGCCCUUCAAGUGCUCGGUGUGCAACAAGGCCUACAAGCGGGCGUCGGCCCUGCAGAAGCACCAGCUGGCCCACUGCUCCCCGGCCGAGAAACCCCUGCGCUGCACCCUGUGCGAGCGCCGCUUCUUCUCGUCCUCGGAGUUCGUGCAGCACCGCUGCGACCCAGCCCGCGACAAGCCGCUCAAGUGUCCGGACUGCGAAAAGCGCUUCAAGUACGCGUCCGACCUGCAGCGGCACCGGAUACCUGGGACCCUCAGAAAUGGCCCUGCAGCCCUGGGUCGCCAGGACGAGCAGGUCAUGGAUGGUCAGAAGCCACUUGCUCAGCCCCAGUGGAAAACCAGCGCCUGCCGAGAGUAG
Myotis davidii is the source of this 1029-nucleotide messenger RNA. It is a transcript of the gene ZNF319, whose product is annotated as zinc finger protein 319. Gene Ontology annotation, biological process: regulation of transcription by RNA polymerase II. The transcript is spliced from 3 exons. The coding region runs from base 1 to 1029 and encodes 342 amino acids. The record is from RefSeq and is a predicted model, not a curated record. Lineage: Eukaryota; Metazoa; Chordata; Mammalia; Chiroptera; Vespertilionidae. Gene Ontology annotation, molecular function: DNA-binding transcription factor activity, RNA polymerase II-specific; RNA polymerase II transcription regulatory region sequence-specific DNA binding. Gene Ontology annotation, cellular component: nucleus.